AUAAAAGCAUUCUGGCUCCCCAGUUCCCAGUUCCUUGUUUGCCUGUUGCCUGAGGAGGUCUCAGCCUCAUGUCUAGCAUGAUGAAGUCUUUGCUCAGGCUAGGAGGAUCAUUGCUGCUACUUCUUUCCUUCAUGUGGAUUUGCUCUGGGCAAGAACAAGCAGUGUCAGUGCAAUGCACCCGUUUUAAUUUCCAGGCUGUUGUUAAAAGGCGACUGCUUCGUGCAAAUGAAUUUGUAGAGCCUGAGGAACUAUCUCUAGGGAAAGACUGUCCAGCUACUCUUGUGCUACCAGAAGAAAUUCAUUUCAGUUAUCCUGUCAGCCUCUGUGGAAUUAGCAUGCUGAUGUACAUGUAUACGCUUACCUUCUAUUCCUGGCUGAAUUAUAAACCGAGGAAUGGAUUAAAUCCUACUGUAAUUCCACUGGAGUGUUCACUUUCCAGUGACCCUACUUCCCCAGAAGGCCCUAAAGUUCAUACUCCCCUCGUCCGUAAGACUGAACAACAAGAGCCAAUCGUUGCAAAACAAAUUUACUGCCAUAAAUGUCAUGAAUUUCACCUUGAACUUAACAUGUCAAACUUUCCUUAUAGGCUUGAGAAUCAAGAACAUGUUAGCCUGGCUGGCUUUCAUCAGACAUUUAGAAGCUUCUCACCUGGACAUGAAGUAGCAACAAAAGUCAGCUAGUUUAAUCACAUUAUGUGGUCUCUUACUUUUAUAUCCUGGUCUGUUUUUAACUCAUUUUAAUCUAUUGUAAUCCCCUUUAUGAUGCCUUUGAGAAGAGGCUGUUUGUAUUUUUAAGUAAAACGUGGCAUAUUUUAUUGCA
Molecule: messenger RNA, 819 nt
Organism: Cavia porcellus (domestic guinea pig)
Lineage: Eukaryota; Metazoa; Chordata; Mammalia; Rodentia; Caviidae
Product: oocyte-secreted protein 3-like
Exons: 5
Coding region: 69-680 (203 amino acids)
Source: RefSeq, a predicted model, not a curated record